Molecule: messenger RNA, 417 nt
Organism: Eurypyga helias (sunbittern)
Lineage: Eukaryota; Metazoa; Chordata; Aves; Eurypygiformes; Eurypygidae
Product: basic phospholipase A2 VRV-PL-VIIIa-like
Exons: 4
Coding region: 1-417 (138 amino acids)
Biological process (GO): phospholipid metabolic process; arachidonate secretion; lipid catabolic process
Molecular function (GO): phospholipid binding; calcium ion binding
Source: RefSeq, a predicted model, not a curated record
AUGAACUCCCUCCUCGCCUUCGCUGUGCUGUUUGCUUGGGGCUUUUCCCCAGCUCGUGGGAGCCUCUGGGAGCUGCAGAAGAUGAUCAAGGAGGUGACAGGGAAGAAUGCCUUGCUGCAUUACUCCUCCUACGGCUGCUACUGCGGCCUGGGAGGCAAAGGGCAGCCCAAGGAUGCCACAGACAGAUGCUGCCAGCUGCACGAUACCUGCUACAACAACCUCCUGAGCUACCGCUGCAAUGCCAAGGUGCAGGGCUACCGGUACGGCAGGCACGGCGGCAGCCCCUUCUGCCGAGAGGGUUCCUGGUGCGCUCGGCUCUCCUGCCAGUGUGACCGCAGCCUGGCCCUUUGCCUGAAGCGAAGCAUCGGGAGCUACAACAAACUCUACCGCUUCUACCCCAAGUACUGGUGCUGGUGA